AUGUCUUUUGGCACGACGCAAUUUCCCGUGCUAUGCCUCCUAUUGUUGCCCCUGUUGGGCGUGCUGACAUCGAAGAACAUCGUGCCAAAAGGUCCCCGACCUAUCACCUCAAUAGUCAGGGCGUCGGGCAUCAUACAGAAACCUCCAAGUGAAUGUACUGACUACAUGGAACCUCUCCUGCGAUGGUACACUACCGUAUCGGGCAGCAAAGACAAGGCCUGGAUCUUGCAUCUCAACAGUAUCGCGGCAUGUCAGGAAUGUUACAGCGACAAGGACGGCCUCCCCAACGACCUAGAGGCGUGCAUGGAAUGUCAUAAGCCCUUCGCAGUCAAAAUGAAUCACUCGUCACACUGUCGUGAAUGUUUCAAAGUAUUGAAACCACACCCCAAGGCCUGCAACGUCUGCUUUCUGGAUGUGAAACGUAAGGUGCGUAGAGCGAUCGCUCAUGCGGAUGCCACAGUGAAGAGCGCGAUGGCGAAUAUGCAUCUCCACGCCAAGGGGCCUCUUCUGAUUCCGCACAAAAAGAAUGGCCAAUGCCAGCUCUAUGCUCGUCUAUCAUUAGCUUCUUUAAUGAUAUAUUUUCUUUUUAUAAAAUAA
Messenger RNA from Dibothriocephalus latus, 597 nucleotides. The record is from the annotation of a GenBank genome assembly. Lineage: Eukaryota; Metazoa; Platyhelminthes; Cestoda; Diphyllobothriidea; Diphyllobothriidae.